UUCCUUGAGCGCUAAAAUCUGUUGGAUUUCGCCAACUUGAAUUUGACGGAAAGAAAAAAGCUGUCCAGCGGAAGUAGUUGAGUGAAGCCCGCCACCUGAAUCACACGACUUUCUCAAUUCCUAAAAUGCUGUAUCAAACUUUAAAUGUUUUUUUCAGAAUGUGAUAUAAAAAAUUCCCCAAUACUUAGAGGGAUUGUAUAGCAUUAUCCCGCGAGAGCAACGAAUUUUCUUUUGCGGAGUCUUUGCCUGAAACCAAGUUCCAUCAUGCCUCCACCGAGUGAAACUCUGGUUCAACUACCGCAUAUGUCGCAUGUCCACCCCGGACUCCGUUACCUGUACGAGCGGGCCGAGUCGGGAGUAUUGCCGACCAUCACCACCAAGACGGCCCUCAGCCGCUCCACCCAGGAGAAAACGGCACGAUACCCGCAUGUCAAGAGGGUAGGACCCUACCUACUCGGAAAGACCGUCGGAGAAGGAAGCUUUGCUAAGGUGAAAGAAGCACUUCAUAAUGUGGUGGGAGAAAAGGUUGCUGUCAAAAUCAUCGAUAAGAAAGUAGUCCGAGAGGACCCAUACCUGCGUAAGAAUAUGCGACGGGAGGCGAGUUUGCUCCAAUCGUUACGUCAUCACCCAAACAUCAUCACACUGUACGAAGUCAUGGAGACGGAUAACAACUUCUACAUGAUAUUAGAACUUUGUACUGGUGGCGCUCUUCUUGAUCGCAUUUGUAGUGAGAAAUGUCUCCUGGAGAAAGAGGCUAGGCGGUACGUGAGGCAGAUAGUGUCUGCCGUGGAUCACAUGCAUCAAGCGGGCAUCCUCCACAGGGACUUGAAAGUAGAAAACUUACUCCUGGAUGGAAACGACAAUAUCAAGAUUAUUGAUUUUGGACUAAGCAACCUGGUUGGAAAUGGCCAAGUGAGGGCGGAGUUCCGAGCCACCCAGUGUGGCAGUCCCGCUUACGCUGCGCCAGAGAUAAUCGCGAAUAAAAGAUACGGAGCUAAAGUGGAUGUAUGGAGCAUUGGAGUGAACACGUUCGCCAUGCUAGCUGGAUGCCUUCCUUUCACUGUGGAACCGUUUAAUAUUAAACUUCUCCUGAAGAAAAUCAACAGCCGGGAGAUGGCAGAGAUACCAACACAUCUCUCAAAUGAUUGUAAGGAUUUCAUCCGAAGGCUUCUCCACCCAGAUCCACGGAUGCGAUACUCCGUCAUUGAUACAAUGAACCACAGGUGGCUCGCCGAGGACAGGGGCGCCCUCCACCGACCUCGCACUGCGAGCCCGCCCCCUAGCGGCCGCGUGAGUCGCAUGGAACUUGAGACCGACAUCCUGGAGUACAUAUGGAGCAACAUGGGCUACAACAUCAACCACGUGACCAACUCCGUCAUCAGUAAGCGAGCUGAUGAAUAUUCAGCCAUAUACUACCUUCUACUGCGCAAGCGCGACCGACAGCAUCGGAAGAUGUUGAAGAAACUUGAAGCCGUCGACGAGGGAGCAGGAAGAGACGCAAAGGACUCUGGGAUUAGUGGUCCAAAGUUGUAUGAUGAAGCCACGGCUAUGGAGCUUGCCGGUCGAAAAAACGGCAGUCUUCAUUUCAAAAUGGCGCUGUUACUAGAGCAGGAAACAGAAGAGGGCGCCCUCAAGGACCAGAGCAGCACCAAAGGUCAACCUGAUGAGGAAACAAAUCAGAACGAUUUAAAAUCCUCUGAUGAACCCAUGAUUACUGAGAAAAACUUGACGUCAUCACCAGAAAAGAACAAGGAGAGCACUGUUACGUCAUCCAAAGAAGGAAUCAACCCAACACACGCCUUACAUCGCCAAUCUAGAAAUACGACACAUUAUAACAUGGAGCAAAAGAGAUCCAACUUUCAGUCAAACAUGGAUGCACUGAAAUUGACCAAUACAAGAAGCAAAACAACGGAAAAGAUUCAAGACGACUGGAGAGAUGCAUCCAAGAAAGUUACGACAAACACUUCAGAUAUGCAUGUGAACUCCAGAACUGCAGGCAACGGUCGUAGAUUUUCCACCGCACACACAGUCAAUUUGACAUUCAAACAGUCAGAUACCCCAUCCGAAAACUUUGCUGGUCACUUCAACUACCGCAGUGGGGAGUCGGGAAACCGUAAGAGAUUAGUUUUGGCGCCAACGCGUAUCACAAAAUACGCGCCUAUCAGUAAAGUCGUCACCAUCCCAACAUGGAGACAAGCUGAUUCCAUUGAUUCAGUCAAUCUGAACCAUUUCAUGGAUGGCUUGCACAUCUCCCCAAGAAACGAGAAUUCACGAGGCAAGGACAAAGACCAACCAGAUGAAGGCGGCAUCAGGACGUCUACACAAACUCACAAAGACGCCAAGAACACCAGGAACACUCGGCAGCCUAUGCCGAAAGACUGUGAGAUUCUGUCCAAGAGACGUCAACUGAAGAUAUCUAAACGAAAGAGCAUCGAUAACCCCUCCCUGAGCCCAAGACGGCCCACCAAGACUCGAAAGCGAACCUCAAGUGACACCAAGCUAGUGGCAAGGCUUCCAGGCAGACCCAAGACUCCAGUAGCAUCAGAAUCCAAAGCACAAACCAAAAGACAAGGAGCUUUAACGGAUCCCAAGCGAAGAGAGUCCCAAGACAAAAACAGGGGUUGCAAACGUAAGAAAUCCAUCACUAAGAAAGCCAGUACCCCAAGUGACAGCGAUGGAGGUUAUGUGAAGUGUGAGGAAGAUCCUGAGGGCAGAGAUGAUUCGCAACCUGCUCCGCCCACGCAAGCAGAACUUAAGGCCGCUUCACCUCUGAUGAAGAAGGCGUUAGAGAAAACACCGCUACCCAAGGCCCGUUUGACGAACAAAAGAAUUGUCUGUAACGCGGUUACAGCUGAAACACUUGUUUGAUCUGAUUCCUCUUUGAUCUCCCUAAUAAAAACCGCCUCUAUAUUGUCAUUUACAAAGCUGUAUUCAAUAAGAAUCGCCCGGGCCGAUAUUAGCUCUUAGAGUUGUUAAUUGCAUUAGAUCGACUGGAGGUGCCUUUGCUGUGCCGAUUGCAGUGUUUUAAAAUUGACUUAUUACCAAUUGAAAUGCAGUGUGCGUGCGAGUUCUCUUGGCUUCGACGCUUGGUGUGCAAUCUCCAGAUCAAAUUAGCAGUUGACUGUUGUGAUAAGGCCUAUGUCCUGGCCUAUUAAAACUCAAGUACACCCUAUGCCAUGGGGUUUCACCCAAGUUUUAUUAUUCGAACGUGUCUUGGUUGGGUUAUUGUACAGACCUCUGGCACGGCAUCAGUUUUCGUCCUGACGAGUGAGGUAUUCUAGCAACCUAUCACCAGUAGUACUGUGCUAAUAAUCAACUCUCUACCGUUUCAAUGCCGAGUUUCCUGUUCAAGAUUUCCCCGCUUAUGACGGCGAGGGCCAAAUUCCCGCCCAACCACGAGUAACUAAACCCGUUUCUGUUUUUCCGCGUUUGCCAGGUUUCUCGUCGGUCGGCGUUGUGUUUGUUUUCCAUGUGUGUUUAGUUACCGUACAAUAAUACACCGUAGGCACUCCUAUUCAGUGCAUUUCAUAUCCCAAGACAAAGUGUACUUUGUGCAAGUUCAUCUUUUUCUUGAGUUACAGAUUUAAUCAUCGCUCCCGCGCGGGCCAUUUAUAUGAUGACUGGCGAGGCUACAUAAACAUCUGUGGUUAUUUUAAUCAUUGUAUCCAAGCACGGGGGAAACAGAUCUUUGAAAGUGUCGUGAAAACAUCUUGGAACUUGCAGAUUUGGUAUUUGUAAAAAGACAUUCAGUAAUGCGAAAACUAUUUUCAUAUUCAAUGUAACUUUAUCCCGGUUUGGUUAUCGGGAAACUUUGUUUUAUUCAAUCCGAACCGUCUUAAUAUAAGUUUCAGAUUAAGUGAUGUACCUGCUGAAGUUUUGGGACCUCGGGUACCCAAACCUCUCUGAAAUUUAAAUUUCAGUGGAUUUUAAAAUCCUGUAGAAACCGGCUUUGGAAUCCACUACCCUUGCUCUCAGCGCGCUGGAUAUCUUUGUGCGUUCACAGCUGAGGACAUCUUGGGUCGAGGUUGAGGUAAAAACUCUGAUAACGAUCUUGUUAUAAUCCGCUCUCCUUGUUUUCUGUCGUCAUUGAGAAAAAACGGAUUAAGGUCAGGGUGCCGGUGGUGGACUGUUCUACUGAAAAGCCUCCUUUGCAAAAAAAAAACAUUUUUAAAGUGUGGCUUUUGAUAUACGCAAGUUGCUUAUAUAAAGGCAUUCUGAGAACAAUGGCUACUAUUAAGUUAUGAACACUGUUUGUGUGGAUGCGUCAGAAAAGUUAAUUUUCGGAUUUCAUUAUUUCGAAUUUUUUGUGAAUAAAAUUUUUCAGAGAUUAACAUUUAUAAGUGCUAUUUUAAACCACAGGUUGGGAAAAAGUUCAAGUUGGCGCACUAAAGGUUGGAGAUUUUGUUAUGAAAUCAGUGUUGACCAAAGAAACAAAUAAAGAAAUGUCUGCAUGUAAAAGAUUACAA
Molecule: messenger RNA, 4466 nt
Organism: Patiria miniata (bat star)
Lineage: Eukaryota; Metazoa; Echinodermata; Asteroidea; Valvatida; Asterinidae
Product: serine/threonine-protein kinase MARK2-like
Exons: 8
Coding region: 265-2868 (867 amino acids)
Biological process (GO): intracellular signal transduction; protein phosphorylation
Cellular component (GO): cytoplasm
Molecular function (GO): protein serine/threonine kinase activity; ATP binding
Source: RefSeq, a predicted model, not a curated record